Molecule: messenger RNA, 1981 nt
Organism: Sinocyclocheilus grahami
Lineage: Eukaryota; Metazoa; Chordata; Actinopteri; Cypriniformes; Cyprinidae
Product: gastrula zinc finger protein XlCGF8.2DB-like
Exons: 4
Coding region: 302-1519 (405 amino acids)
Biological process (GO): regulation of transcription by RNA polymerase II
Cellular component (GO): nucleus
Molecular function (GO): DNA-binding transcription factor activity, RNA polymerase II-specific; RNA polymerase II transcription regulatory region sequence-specific DNA binding
Source: RefSeq, a predicted model, not a curated record
GCGGGAAUGCACCUUUUAAGUUGAUCUGCCAACCACCAUUAAACUCCAGAAGAAGAAAACAGGAAGUAGUAGUGCCAUCACACAGCUUUCAGUCUCCUGAGGUGAGGGAUUUUCAUGGCCCUAAAUGAGGUGGAGGUGGUCAAAUCCUGCUCAUGUGCACACACACAGAGGUACCGCAUUUCAACUGGCUGAAGAAAACACAUUUUACAAGCACAUAUUUGAGAUCUGCUCCUCCAACCACACAGGAAUUCACCAACAGUUCAGCCUUUCCCACAACAGUUUAUGAAAGAAAGUCAAAAACAUGACUGAUCCAGAACCCAGCAGAAUAAAACGGGAAGAUACUGAACAACAAAUAGACCUGAAAGAAGAGAACAAGGAGAUUGAAGAACUGACUGAAGUGGAAGAGAAACAUCAUGUAAAAACUGAAGAAGCAUGCUGGAGUCCCUCAUUGAAAAGAAGAGAUGAAAUCUGUUUCACUUGCUCUCAGUGUGGAAAGAGUUUCUCAUGCAAGCAAAGUCUUGAUGUUCACAUAAAAUUUCAUCUUGAAGGGUUUUCAGAUGACCCGAAGGACCACCUGAAAGUUUAUACAAAGGAGAAGCCUCAUGUAUGUAAUUUAUGUGGAAAGAGUUUUAUUCAGAUGGGUACAUUAAAAAGACACCAGAAAAGACACAGCGGUGAGAAGGAUCAUGCUUGCCCUGAAUGUGGGAAGACUUUUUUUACAGAUGGUGCACUGAAAGUGCACCUGAUAGUUCACACUAAAGAAACGCCUUACAAGUGUUCACACUGUGACAAGAGAUUCAAACGGUCAAUAUAUGUGAAAAGACAUGAGAGGAUCCACACUGGAGAGAAACCAUACUCGUGUGAGCAUUGUGGGAAGAGUUUCGGACGAAAAGUACAUCUUAACAAUCACAUGACAAUCCACACUGGAGAGAAGCCACACACUUGUGAUCAGUGUGGGAGGGGUUUUACACAAAAAGACCUCCUUAAUGUUCACAUGACAAUCCAUACUGGAGAGAAGCCGUAUACAUGUGAUCAGUGUGGGAAGAGUUUCAGAAUAUCAAGUGUUUUUAGAGGUCACCUGCUUAUUCAUUCUAGUGAAAGACAAUAUAACUGUGACCAGUGUGGUAAACAUUUCUUUAGGACAGGUGCCCUAAAUAGGCAUCUAAAAGUUCAUACAAGGGAGAAGCCUCAUGUGUGUUCUUUGUGUGGAAAGAGUUUUAGUGAGCGGGAUGCUUUAAAAAUACACCAGAAAAGACACAGCGGUGUGAAGGAUCAUAUUUGCUGUGAGUGUGGGAAGGCUUUUUUUACAGAUGCUGAAGUGAAAAAGCACAAGGAAACUCACACUACAGAAACACCUUACAAGUGUCCACACUGUGACAAGAAAUUCAAACGGUUAGUAUAUCUUAAAGUACAUGAGAGGAUCCACACUGGAGAGAAGCCGUAUCACUGCCAUUCAUGUGGCAAGAGUUUCACUCAAUUAUAUUCUCUAACCUAUCACAAAAAAAAGAUGCAUGUCUGAAAUUACAGUAAGUAAUUUAAAUGUUGAUCUGUAGUCCCAGGUGUGAUGCUGUGUAGAGCCACAUCAAGCGAUUCUUUUGGUAAUCAAUUAAUCAGAGAUUAAUUGAGAUGAACUGAGAUUACAAUGAUUGACUGAUUGCUGAUUAUUUCAGAUUUAUCAGUAGCUUUUAUUGAUUAUUCAACUUUUGUAGUUUGUUCAAAUGUUAUAUCCAUUCUAACUAAUAAAUAAAACAAGGAAAUCACUUGGAAAUGUCUUUUUAGUAAACUGAAUUGAUCUCCUUCAGGUUUUCUGUCCUGCUCAGAAGUCUUCAAUACACCAACUUUGCUUAGAACUGAAACAAAACAAAAACAAAAGGGUAUUUAUUUCAGAACACAUAGGAAACUAAAAUGUUUAUCUACAAACUAUCUUUACUUAAAUAGAAUUGCACAAACUAUUAAAUUAUUUAUUACAGUACAAAUAUUU